AUGGCACUUGAAAUUCUUUGCACAGAAAUUAUUGAUGGGUUAGAAUGCAGAAGGAAAAAUGUCAAUAUCGCAUCAAUCGUUGGUUCUUCUGUGGGUCUGGUGGGGGCCGCCCUUGCUGUUGGUGGACUUGUAGCUGCUCCGUUCACUGCAGGGGUGUCACUUGGUCUAACAAUAGCUGUUGGAGUCGUAGGGGGAAUGGGAGGUGUCACGUCAGCAGGAUCAAAAAUUUCAGAGUUUAUUUUAAAUAAAGCGACCGUAUCCCAAAUGGAAAGAUACCAAAUGAAUUUACGAGAGCGAUCGCGAUGUCUUGAAAAAUCCAUCAAAGCUGCUGAAAAAGAAUUGAAAGAUCUUUUAGAGGCUGAAGAUUAUGUUGAAUGCAUGGAUAACAACGCCCUGGAAAUAGCAACAUCUGCACUUAGAUCGCUCACUGUUGUCCCAGUGAUUUUGCUACGAAUUAUUGCCAGGGUCAUUUCUUUUCCAGACAUGAUUCUCGUUCCCCUUUCUGCUCUCCUUGAUGCAGGAAUUCUAGUGUUUUCCAUAUAUAAUCUCGUUAAAGGGUCGCGGACGAGAGAAACAGAGCGGUUAAGGACAAUCCGUACCAUGCUUAAAGUUUCAAGAGGGCAAAUGCAGACUUGGGGAUAUGGAAACCAGAAAAAAUGGGAAAACAAAAUAAAUGAUAUUCCUACAAAUCCCAACACUUAG
This is a messenger RNA of Saccostrea cuccullata (small rock oyster), 702 nucleotides long. Its product is annotated as apolipoprotein L3-like. The transcript has a single exon. Gene Ontology annotation, biological process: lipoprotein metabolic process; lipid transport. The record is from RefSeq and is a predicted model, not a curated record. Gene Ontology annotation, cellular component: extracellular region; membrane. Bases 1 to 702 code for a protein of 233 amino acids. Lineage: Eukaryota; Metazoa; Mollusca; Bivalvia; Ostreida; Ostreidae. Gene Ontology annotation, molecular function: lipid binding.